AUGCCUCGAUACGUGACGGUGAUAGCCCUGGUGCUCGUGAUGGAGCGUUUUCAUGAAUGCGCGCCGCCGCCGCUACGUUUGACGAUCGAUUGCGGAUCUGAGGAAGAGGAUUAUCUACCGAUAGUCAGAUCAUCAGACGAAUUGUUCGACAGUUCGCGUUUCGACGUGAACUCCUUCUGCAGCAUGAUCAACCGAGCCAUACCGAAAGCUGUGGAAGAUGGUAGGUUUGUCCUCGUUGAGCCUGGACGCGACCAGAUCGGGUAUGGAGACUCACAGGUUCCAGUCGCGGUAUCGCCACCCAAGGGUUUCGUACCAAGAUUGGGCUUGCACAGGCUGAAAUCUCCAAAACUGGGAAUACCGAAAAUAAGCGUACCAAAGCUGAUGCCGUCGACGCGUGGCUCGAAGCCAGCACCGUCGAUAGGAGCACCAAUGUCAUUUGUCCCAUUUAAACACAGAGCGGUAGAAGAAUCGAGUGCGGAGAGAAUGGAGAAAUUCAAGAAGGGUGUGCAGAAAUUACUACACGUUGUUAAAGUUCUCGGUCAAAUAGAUCACUAUCUAUCUGAAAGGUCCAGGAUAUUGGUUGAUAAGUUGUCCAAAACUUUUUCUGAU
This is a messenger RNA of Iphiclides podalirius (scarce swallowtail), 609 nucleotides long. The record is from the annotation of a GenBank genome assembly. NCBI's taxonomy places the organism in Eukaryota, Metazoa, Arthropoda, Insecta, Lepidoptera, Papilionidae.